This is a messenger RNA of Trichomonas vaginalis G3, 528 nucleotides long. Its product is annotated as small GTPase superfamily, Arf family. Gene Ontology annotation, biological process: vesicle-mediated transport; intracellular protein transport. The transcript has a single exon. The record is from RefSeq and is a predicted model, not a curated record. The coding region runs from base 1 to 528 and encodes 175 amino acids. Gene Ontology annotation, cellular component: cytoplasm. Gene Ontology annotation, molecular function: GTPase activity; GTP binding. Lineage: Eukaryota; Parabasalia; Trichomonadida; Trichomonadidae.
AUGGGUAAUAUUUGCACGUGCGGCGAAGAUGAAGCAAUCCCAAGAGUUCUUAUGCUAGGUCUGAAAUGCGCUGGAAAAACUACUAUCCUGAACAAACUAAAAGGCGACCAAUCAAUUCGUUCGUUCCAAGUUCAGGAUUUCAAUACGCAAACAAUUAAAUGGGAAGACUUCGAUUUGGUAACAUGGGAUUUAGGCGUCGCAGAAAAACAGAGACCUUUAUGGAGACAUUACUUUGAUGGCUCUUGUGCCGUAGUAUUUGUUGUUGACUGCUCGGAUAGAGAGAAAUUCCAGUUGGCUAAGUCAGAAAUACAUAAGGUUGCAGCAGAACCUGAGUUAGAAAAUUGCCCAAUUUUAUUUAUUGCCAAUAAACAAGAUAUCCCCGGAUCAGCAAACACAGAAGAGUUAGAAAAGCUCAUCGAUGCAGGUGGCACAAAACAUUUAACAUAUACUGUGAUGCCAUGCGUAGCAACUUCAAAUUUAGGAAUUGAAGAUGCUUUCAAACGGCUCCUUGGCAGAAUUAGUGUAUAA